Messenger RNA from Entrophospora candida, 2808 nucleotides. The record is from the annotation of a GenBank genome assembly. NCBI's taxonomy places the organism in Eukaryota, Fungi, Glomeromycota, Glomeromycetes, Entrophosporales, Entrophosporaceae.
AUGUACUGGGCAAGUGGAAUUGCAAAAGCUUUAGAAGUUCGUUGGCCUGAUUUUUCUUAUUUUAGCGAAACAGAUUCGAGUAAUUCCAUUGAUUCAUCAGAGUAUGAAGAAGAGUUAGUAGAGGAGACCGCACAUAAGCUCUCAGUUUCUGUAAAGGAUCCUUCAAAGAAAAUUAUAAAAUUAAAACGUAAUAAAAGCGGAAAUUUAUUUGUUACCAUUACAAAAGAAUCGAUUCAAUUAUGGAUUUUUAGGCCUACAGCUUUAGUAUCACAGGUCACUAGAACUGAAAAAUCACUCUCAGAAUAUGGUGAAAACAAUGAUGUUUAUUGGAAACCAGAUGGGACUCUUAUCAUUGUUCAGACAGAUCAAAAUUGUUUAUUUACAUAUAAUGUCAUGCCAUUGGAUGAUAAAAGUUAUAAAUAUCAAUUUGGCAAUGUACCUCAUCAUUAUACUACUGGUGUUGGUGAAGGCAACGGAAUAAAAACAUUUUUAUUAAAAUUCAGAAUGACGAUUAGAAUUGAUGCUGGUAUGAAUGCUGGCUUAGGAACCGAAGAAUAUCUAAUUGUUACUACAAAAAAUCCCACUGCUAUUCAAUGUAUACCUUGGAAUGGAGAUCCAAGUGCAACUAAAACAAACAUUUUAGCCAGACUGGAAUUUUUGGAAAAUAAAAAAUCUGGCAUAAAAUUUAUUAUUUAUGAUCGACGUAUAAAUCUUUAUGGAUGGGUAACUACUGAUGGGAAAUCAUAUGCUGUUCAAUUCAAUGAACAUCAAUCUUCUGUUUCCAAGCAUCCACUACUUUAUUGGUUAGGAUAUUGUUUUCAUGGAAGCGGCGAAGCAGCUCCUGAAAAGGAUGCCAAAGCAACUUGUAUUGCUAUUAAUGCUAAAUUUGCAUUACUGGCUGUUGGAACAGAAGGAUUUAUAUUAAAAUUCUUUUUAAAAACCAUAUAUAAAAAUAAUAUUACUUCUUUAACAUCAAAAACACCCAAUUCUACAGGUCCUGUAACAUCACUUUCUUGGACAUCUGAUGGACAUGCUAUUGCUGUAGGUUGGCAGAAUGAAGGAUUGGCCAUAUGGAGUGUUUAUGGAAAAUUAUUAAUGACUACAAUACGAGAUGAUUGGCCCAGUUCAAUCCCAAAUAAUCAAGACAAAUUUUUAAAUGGAGUAAAUGAUCUUGAUAAUGCCAAGAGAGGUUUUUUACAAAUGGAUGAUCGCCUAUUACUUUAUCGUGGUGGAGAUCAAGAAGAUCUUAGUGCUAUUAAUCCUGAUACCAUAGUUUGGCAACACAUUCCUAUACCAAUCAUGUAUUUAAGUGAUAAUUGGCCUAUAAAAUAUGCAUCUAUUAAUGGAGAAGGAAGGUAUAUUGCAAUUGCAGGAAGACGUGGCUUAGCACAUUAUAAUGUGACAUCAGGUCGUUGGAAGCUUUUUGGUAAUCAACAACAAGAACAAGAAUUUGCAGUACGUGGUGGAUUAUUGUGGUAUAAAGAUAUUUUGGUUGCAGCUUGUAAAAAUGUUCAAACUCAUACUUAUGAGAUACGGAUGUAUUCUCGUGAAAAAAAUUUGGAUAAUAUUCAUAUGAUUGAAAAUGUUAAAAUUUCAAGCAAUAUAUUAUAUUUAAGUAUAGUUGACAAUGCCUUACUUGUUUAUUGCGGGGAUAAUAUGAUGUACCAUUAUUUAAUUAAUUCACCUACUACUGCACAAGAAUUUGCUGAACUUAAUGGUACAACAAGAUUGGUUUCUUUGGAGUUAUGUCAGCAGAUUUCUUUUAUAGGUGUUAUUCAUGCACCAACUAGAGUUAGGUCUAUAUCAUGGUUUCAACCUAAAGUACACAGACCUUUUACACCAGACACCAUUCAAUCAGCUUCAAUAAUUUUCUUAAUAGACGGCAAGCUUGUAUUGUUACAUCCAAAAAAGAGUAACGAAGGAGAAGUUCAAUAUGACUUGCAUAUUUUAGCUGAUAAAAUUGAAUUUUAUUGGAUGUCUACUAAAGGGAUUGGUAGUUUAAAGAAUUCUUUAUGGGCAUGCGAUGGUCAGGGAAUAAGGAUAUGGAUGAAUAUAUGGUCAAACGAAGAAUCAGCAAGAGAUUGGCAUAAUGAUGUUUUGAUGUCUGCAACUGUUUUACUUGAUAAAGGAAUAAUUGUAGGAGUGCAACAACAGAUGUCUAUUCGAUUAUCUUUGGAUUAUACUGUUUUUAAAUUGAUGACAAAUACGCAUUUAUUUUUGCAGCAUAUUUUAAGAUACAUGUUGACUAAAGAACUUGAAGAAGAAUCAGUUGCUUUUGCAACAAGUUAUCAGAGAUUAGUUUACUUUGGACAUGCAUUAGAGAUGCUUUUACAUCAGGUAUUAGAAGAUGAAGCAGAACAUCCAAAUGAAACUGCUCAAGCGGUUUUACCACGUGUUGUAAAAUUCAUCAACACUUUUCCUCAUUCACUUGAUGCUAUAGUGGCGUGUGCACGUAAAACUGAAGUAGCAUUAUGGAGUUAUUUAUUUUCAAUCGUUGGAAGAUUACUUAAAACUGCAACCUCUUAUCUAUUAGUUAUUCAUACAUUGGAACCAACAGCAGAUAGUGGCAAGGAUACAAUGAGAUUAUUGUCUAAAGCAAUGGAAUCUGAUGAUUAUGAAUUAUGUAAAGAACUCGUUAGAUUUUUAAAUUCAAUAGAUGGGACAGGAAAAUUAUUAAAAGACGCUUUAGAAACAAUUGAAAUUUCUUUCAAGAAUAAAGAUGAUGCAAUCAAAUCAUCUUUAUUACCUUCAUCUAAACCAUUAACUCAUAAUUAUACUGAUGGAAGUGAAAAUGUUUGGGCGGCAUAA